This is a messenger RNA of Penicillium canescens, 1266 nucleotides long. Its product is annotated as putative nucleoside hydrolase. The coding region runs from base 1 to 1266 and encodes 421 amino acids. The transcript is spliced from 5 exons. Lineage: Eukaryota; Fungi; Ascomycota; Eurotiomycetes; Eurotiales; Aspergillaceae. Gene Ontology annotation, cellular component: cytosol. Gene Ontology annotation, molecular function: purine nucleosidase activity. Gene Ontology annotation, biological process: purine nucleoside catabolic process. The record is from RefSeq and is a predicted model, not a curated record.
AUGGGAAAGAAGAUUAUUAUCGACACCGACCCGGGCAUUGACGAUAUCCUCGGUCUCUUGCUGGCGCUUUCCGCCACGCCUGAGGAGGUAGAGGUUCUGCUCAUCUCAUUGACCUUUGGAAAUAUCGAAGUAAAGAAUUGUCUUCGCAAUGCUGUCUCAAUGUUCCACAUCAUCGAGCAGGAGAUGCAGUGGCGCCGUGAGAACGGCCGGCCCGAAGGUUUUGGCGCCUUGAGAGCCCACCGUCCUAUUAUCGCCGUCGGUGCUGAGAAUCCACUCGAGGAUCAGAAGAUGCUGGCUGAUUACUUCCACGGAACCGAUGGACUCGGUGGUAUCCAUGCCAGUCACCCACAUCUUACCCCCACGGAGGCUUGGGAGCAUCUAUUCCACGCCACCAUUGACCACGCAGGCGUUCCACCUGCCACAACCUCCGAUAAUGAGCGUGCCUUCACACCAUCCAAGCUACCAGCAUACAAAGAGAUCCUCCGUGUACUCCGUGACAACGAGCCGGACUCGGUGACCUUGGUCGCAGUCGGCCCACUCACGAACCUGGCUCUGGCCGCAGCGGAAGACCCCGAAACUUUCCUCCGAGUAAAGGAGGUAGUUGUCAUGGGUGGCGCAAUCAACCAGCCCGGAAAUGUAACACCAAUGGGCGAAUUCAAUGCCUACGCAGACGCUGUAGCUGCCGCCCGAGUCUUCGCUCUGACAUCGCCAAACCCACACACAACAGUCCCACCAACUAAGAACGGCAAACUUCCCCCCUACCCACCAAAGCUCAGCCGCCAACUUACCCUGCGUCUAUUCCCUCUGGAUAUCACACUUCGCCAUAACCUCUCCCGUGGCCAAUUCCGCAAGGCCAUCACGCCCCUCCUGGCGAGUGGAUCCCCGCUUGCUGAAUGGGUCGACGCUUUCAUGGGCCAUACCUUCAAGACCCUGGAACGCCUGCACCGAGGCCAUGAGGGCGAUGCUGCUCAGCUGAGCAUGCAUGAUCCUGUCUGUGUUUGGUAUGCGAUUACCGCUGAGGAUCCUAAGUGGCUUCCUUCUGAGAACUCGCCUGAGGAUAUUCGCAUUGAUACGCUGGGUCAGUGGACUCGCGGUAUGUGUGUUAUUGAUCGUCGGAAUCGGCACCGUAUUGAAGGCGAAGAGGAGAGCUCCAGUGAUCAUGGACUUUGGUUGAGUGGGAGUGCUGGUAACCGUAUCUGGAGAAUGGAUGGGUCGCCCGCCGAGGAGAACUUUGGUGAGAUUAUUAUCCAGAGGUUGUUUAGUUAG